Messenger RNA from Rhododendron vialii, 1059 nucleotides. RefSeq lists its product as uncharacterized. The record is from RefSeq and is a predicted model, not a curated record. NCBI's taxonomy places the organism in Eukaryota, Viridiplantae, Streptophyta, Magnoliopsida, Ericales, Ericaceae. The coding region runs from base 311 to 751 and encodes 146 amino acids. The transcript has 2 exons.
UCAAGAAAAAAAAAUACUAGAAGAAAAGAAAAACUCGACAAAGAAGGAAAAGCAAGAGGAAUUAAAGGAUCUCCAAAUUAGGUGAGUUCAAUCAAUGGUUUUUAAUUUUGUGGUUAAUAGAUCUCCAAAUUGUAUUUUUCCUUCCUUUUUCAUAGACAUAAAGAUGGGAGGUAACAGUAGUCAAGAUUGUUUUUUGAUUUUUUUGUCCCGAAGAAAAGAAGUGGGAGUUGAAGAGGAGAGAAAUUUAGUGGAUCAAAAAAAAAAAAAAAGGUGAGAAAUAUAAACACUUGCGAAAAAAAUUCAAAACAUUAUGUACAAAAGUAUUUUAUUGCAGCAAGAACUGAAGAUUGGAGAGCAGAUCAAGGUCGAAAUGCCGAUUGGAGAGCAGAUCAAAGAUGAAAAACGCAAGAUCGAAGAUGAAAAAUGCUGGAUCAAAGUUGAAAAAAGUAGGAUUGAAGAUGAAAAACGCAGGAUCGAAGAUGAAAAACGCAAGAUUAAAGAUGAAAAACGCAGGAUCGUAGAUGAAAAACGCUGGAUCGAAGAUGAAAAACGCACAAUCGAAGAUGAAAAACGCAGGAUCGAAGAUGAAAAACGCAGGAUCAAAGAUGAUAAACGCUGGAUCGAAGAUGAAAAACGCUGGAUCAAAGUUGAAAAACGAGCGAUCGAAGAUGAAAAACGCAGGAUCGAAGAUGAAAAACGCAAGAUCAAUGAUGAAAAACGCAAGACCAAAAAUGAAAAACGCAGGAAUUGAAGCCUGUUUGCUCACCCAAAAAGAUGUGAGAGAGAGUUUCAAGACAGAACUGGGGACGAUGAAUGGGAUGCCUUCCGAGAAACAAUAGUCACUUCUGAGACUUCAGCUUGUAUGACUGUUUUCUUCAGUUUGUAUGUGCGCUUGUUAUACCGUAUUUAUGUAAGGAAAUAUCCUGAAGUUCAUACCUAGCUUGUAGUUGAAUGUGUAAGAUAUAUAUCUGCAGCAUUUUGUAGCAUUUGAUGUUGCCGUUGUUGCUGAUGCCUGACGAUGUUUGUGUCCUUGGAAUAAACUGACGUAUUCGCGCGUUA